Messenger RNA from Anoplophora glabripennis (Asian longhorned beetle), 4710 nucleotides. Its product is annotated as rho guanine nucleotide exchange factor 10. Gene Ontology annotation, biological process: positive regulation of stress fiber assembly; actin cytoskeleton organization. The record is from RefSeq and is a predicted model, not a curated record. The coding region runs from base 171 to 4067 and encodes 1298 amino acids. NCBI's taxonomy places the organism in Eukaryota, Metazoa, Arthropoda, Insecta, Coleoptera, Cerambycidae. The transcript is spliced from 12 exons. Gene Ontology annotation, molecular function: guanyl-nucleotide exchange factor activity.
ACGUAGCAGGAACGGAACGAGAGACGGCUUGGUCAGCAGGAAGAUACAGACAGUAUUACCGUAGUGUCCUGGACGUGAAUGCACUCAGUGGGCUUUGUUCGGAUUUGUGUCGAUGGUGAUUUUUGUGGUGACCAAACGACGCGCGUGAGGUGCGUCUUCUGACCUGCUAUAUGCAGUCCUUUUUCGUUAGGAAGCCCAACAUCCCAGUGCAUGAACCUCGCAUUCGGCCAGGCACGUGGGAGGAACCAACAUGUGAGCACAGGGUUGCGCCCCCACUCGCCCAUACCAGGACCUUGCAGCACACCAUUUCCCAAAGAAGCUCGGAGGACAGCUGGUGUUCGGGAUCCGAUCCGGAUCUGUCAUCCGACGAGGAAAGCGAUAGAAGCGCCGCCUCCGGCAGGAGCAAUGGUCAGUUGCGCAACACGUUGAACAAAGCACGCACGCUGUGCGACAAGUGGCGGGGCAGCACCGGGGGCGGCAUCAUAGGCGCCGGCAACAGGUUGUCGCUGGACGGCAGCGCCCUGCCGGGCGACACGUCCCCCCAGAACCACGGCCGCCUGUCCAGGUGGUUCUCCAUCAGGAGGGGAAACAACCACCAGUAUGACAUCGAGAACGCCGACGCUCAGAGGGCGGCACAGGGCAACAAGAUGCCCCAGCUACCGGAGGUGGAAGAGGAGACAGGCUUCCAUUUCCCGAAUUGCACCCCCUCCCAAAGGCGGCAAGUGCCUCCUAGUUUGCCACCAGCACCCCCAAACUUAACCCCGCAGCAACUUAAAAGGAGGAUGAUCGUUGCUGCAAUUGUACAUAGUGAGAAUUCAUAUAUCGCCACUCUUCAGAGGCUCGUAAAUGACUACAAAAAACCACUCGAAGAGAGCAGUCCGCCAGUGCUCAGCGGUUCAAAAAUCUCCACCCUCUUCCACAGACUACCAGAGAUACUACAGUGCCAUACUUUGUUCAGGAUAGCUUUAGCGGAAUGUAUAAGGAAUUGGGAUCGAGAUGAGAGGAUAGGGGACGUUUUUGUAGCGUCAUUCUCAAAGGCUAUUGUGCUGGACAUUUACAGUGGUUUUAUCAACAACUUUUCCGUUGCUAUGGACUUAGCAAAAAUGGAAGCAAAACGAAAAUCUGCACUGGCAGAUUUUUUGAAGGUGAAGCAGAUCAGUUCACAUGAUCGGUUAUCAUUUUUUGGACUAAUGGUAAAACCAGUGCAGAGAUUUCCACAGUUCAUAUUAUUUCUACAGGAUCUCUUAAAACAUACUCCGCAUGGCCAUCAUGAUAGGAUGUCCCUUCAGUUGGCCCUUACCCAACUCGAAUCUUUAGCAGAAAUGCUAAACGAGAGAAAAAGAGAGGCUGAACAGUAUCAAGCAUUCAAAGAAAUGUUGCGUAACAUUAGCGGAAAAUUCUCCGCCAGGCCGCUUUCCGACAGCAACAGGUACUUGCUUAGGGAGGACAAUGUAUUGCAAUUGGAAUACAGCCAAAAUGGCAUGGUAACAAAAGCAAAAAGCCGAAGACUGCUUCUUCUGAACGAUUUAGUUGUUUGCGUGUCAGUUGCCGCUAAAUCUUCAGACGAUUUCGGCGCGAGCGAAAGGUUGAGUUUGAAGUGGACUCAUCCUGUUUCUGAAAUCGAAAUCCAAGAUACAAGCACCUCUCCUACACUCAGUCGAAUUUUGACCUCGAAUCAACCCAAAGGAGGCAGCAUCAAAUCUAAUGGUUCUUUUGAAGGCAACCAACCUCAAGACGCUAACAAUUUGUGCACGGAAAUGAGCAAUUUGAUGCACGAUUAUGAGGUCAUGAGCAGAAUAAACGACCUCACCGGCCAGUUGAAGGGCACUUACAAGGAGAUUAACGUGGAAAAUACCAGGAAGAUCCUCCAACAAAUCCAGAGCUCUAUCCAACAAAAAGACGAAGAGAUGGCUUGGGUGGACUCGUGUUGUCUGCAAUUAGUCGUCAAAACCAAGGGCAAAGAAGAAACGUACACCUUCCAAACUGACAAUCCAUCCAUAAAGAGAGAAUGGAUAACGGAGUUGAGAUUGGCACAAUUAGCUCUGGACCCUAACAAUUCGCCGGCGUGGGAAGUACCUGAGCAGGAGCAGAGGCCCUCCACGAAAAUGCCGCUUUUCGUCAAGUCGCAGACAGUUUACUCGUCACAGCAUCAAACCGAGGUACGCUGUGGAUGUUACUAUACUGUAACUUUACCGAAAACAGCAAGGAGGAGGCAUCGGACUCAGAACUACUUGUGGAUCUGUACCACAGAUGGCGCCAGUAGUCACAUAUCCGUGUUGGCUCAGCACCCACAACAGGCCGGCGUCUUGAAAGAUCUGAUCUCGUUUUCUUUGGUCGAGACGCAAGUCACCGCCAUGGAGUUUGUAAAAGGUUCUAAUCUGCCCUGCCCCAAUCUGGCGACAGACAUGGUGUGGGUGGGCACCGACCGGCACAGAUUGUUGCUCUACGCUGCCGACGAGCCUGAGAAACAGGAGGAAAUAGCAAAUGCCAAUGUCCCUGAUGUUGUAACGCAAAUCAAAUACCACUGUGAUAAUGUAUUCGUAGCCCUGGCUAAUGGCAACUUGUGUGUAUAUAGGAAGAAUCCCAUAGACGGCACCUGGCUGCUCCAGGACCCGCAGAUCUUAAGUUUAGGGACCGAUGCGGUCUCCUGCCUCUUGCCCAUAAACUUGUGUAUAUAUGCUGCUUGCGGGAAGAAAGUCUGGGUGCUAAACGGAUUGACCGGAGAGAUACAGAAGAAUUUUACCAUACAGCACGAACACGUCGGCAAUGUGAACUUGAUGGCGCACAGUGGCAUUGGGCUGUGGAUUUCCCAGAAAAAUUCCAGCACGAUUUGCCUCUACCACACCGAGACGUUCAAACACCUGCAGGACAUCAACAUAGCGUCGAUUGUCAUGAGGGUUAACGGAACUACAGGUCCCAGAGACUCCGUCAACAACAACAGGCCACUGGUACUUGUCACGGCACUUCUGGCUUGUAAAGGCCUGCUAUGGGUAGGCACCAAUGUCGGCAGAGUCCUAACGAUCCCUCUGCCUCGGUUAGAAGGCGUUCCCAUCAUCAGCGGGAGAGUUAAUGUCUCUUAUCAUGCUCAUUUCGGACCAAUUUCGUUCCUGUUGGCACUCCAACCAAAGAAUUACAGUAACAGCUCUCUGAAGGCGUCGUUUAAGGAGAGUAAAGAGGAAGCAAAAGCAGAAACUGAGAGUUUGGACAACAGUUUCGUCGAAAAGUCUGAAGAAAGUAGUCCCCGGCCUAAGAUGGAGAAGCAGCUAUCGGACAGUUCUAUGCAAAGUAUGUCGGCAAAGCUAAAAUACUUGGCCAGUAGUCCAGUGGUUUUGAGGAGGAGGAGGUCCAAAGAGAAUGACAUGGCCCGAAUGUCAAAGACACUGCCAAGAGGUCUCGGCAACGGGGGCUCCAUCUUCUCAACUUCGAGCACCUCCUCUCAAAGCUCGGGAGACACCAACAACGUCUACGGCCUAUACAGCGACUUGAUGUACGUAAAAGACUACGAACGCGAGGAUAACAUCCUCACAGAUCCGGUCUACGAGUCGCUCAGGAGGAGCGAUCCCGAACUGGCCGCCAUCCCCAACAAAGUCAGCACCCUGGAUAGAAGACUGAAAAUGAAGGUAUCGCGACCGCGCUCCCUCGACCUAUCCAAUUGGUCGGUAGACUCUCGAUCGUCGAGCUUGUGUACCUCCUCGGGUUCGGAAGAGAGCAUGGCCAUGCGGUUGAACAACCUGGGGAGGAGCGUCUCCCGGAAUAACUCCAACGCCUCGAGGCAACUAAAUGGCGUAUGUGAAAAUAGUGCUAGUACCGUCUUAGAAAAAGAAACGUCUGUAGCGGAGAAAUCCGCUGUGGUUGUAAAUAAACCAACGAACACAAAGACUUUGAGUAAGAGCAAGAGUAGUGCUUUUGAUAAUGCGCGGAGGACUGUCAUAACGUUGAUGGGUGGACGGGGCUAUGUGAAUUGCAGGCAACCGUGCUGCCUGGCGGACAGAAGCAAGCAUGUGUUCACUGGAAAGGAUACUAAUAGUAAUGACGCUCAUAUCGUUAUAUGGGAACUUAAAUUGUGAUUUGGUAAUUAUUGUGAAAAACUAUUUAGUAACUUGCGCGCUUUCAAUUUUGCCAGUUGUACAAAGAGAUGAUUUUUAAAUUCUAGAAAUGGGACGUGUUGGAAUAGUGUGUACAAGUUACUACUUAGCAUUUUUUUAAUUAAAGAAAACGCACCUUUCGCCUUAAAGUGUAAUACAAUCGGAUUUUCAAGUUUCAAGAAAUUGUUGGAAACACAAGAAAAAUAUGUUGUACGAUUUAAAGUUCAUUGAAAACGUAAUUUUGUUAAAAUUGUAGUUUAAAAUGAUAAAAUUUUCCGUUUGCAUUGCACUUCGCGGCAGAUGUUGUAUGUGUAUCUUAAAUAGCGUAAUAUAAAAUAAAUGUCAUAUUUUUAUGGACUCCUUUAAUUUAUAAGAAAUUUUUAAGUUUAUAUUUUUUAAUUUAUUUGUUGUCGAACCAUGUUUUAAUUUAUUUAAAGUGUCGUCCCCGGCGCAUAGACCCCAUACACACACAUACACACAAACAAUAUUUUCUAUUAGGGACUGUAUAUUUUAUAAUGAUGUGUUCUGUUAUUUUUUUAUGAUAGUUGCAUGUUUAACUAUAAUAAAUUUAUUACUGUUCACUGUGUUAUAUCAGAGCAUCUAUUAAAAUAAAGCCUGAAAAGAC